AUGGAGCUUGAAUUAGGUAUGAAGAUCACUCGAACAAGCGACAACAACGAUGUCUCUUCCUCUACAGAUUUCAAGGUUUCCAGAGAUGUGUUUGGUCAGGUCUGGCAUUCUAGAGAAACCGAUUCUGUGUUCAUCCUCACUCUUCACUUAAAAGGAUUCAAGAAGAAGGGUAUUGAUACUGAGAUCAACAAAGAAGGGGAUCAGAUUACUAUAAAAGGAAGGAAAAAAGUUGAAGAAAUGGUUUUGGUCAAGUGGGUGAAGUGGAGAAAGGAAAGUGAGGUUAAGGAGUUCAAGAAAGUGUUUAGGAUUCCACAUAUCGUCAAUCUUGACAAGAUCAAAGCUAGGUUUGAUGAAGAAGACGGUACUUUAACAGUUACAUUUCCCAAGAAAGUUAAGGGGAUCACCGAUUUGAAGAUUGAGGAAGUGGAAGAAGCAGAGAGAAAAACAGAGCCAGAAACAGAUAAAACAGAGGAAAAAACAGAGUCAGAAGCAGAGAAAACAGAGGAAAAAGCAGAGCCGGAAGAAGAAAUCAAAGAGGAGAAGGAACCCGAGGAAGAAGAAGAAGAAGAGCCAAAGAUGGAAGAGAAAGAAGAAGAGAUAGUGGAGGAAGAUAGAGAAGAAACUGAAGAGAAAGAGAGUAAACCUAAAAGGAAGAAAAUAAAAAAGUUUUGUUUCCCAUGUGUUGCAGGAUCAACUCUGCUUAUGUCAAUCAUUGUUUUCAUUAUUCAAUUGAUUCAAUCCAAAAGAAAAUGA
Molecule: messenger RNA, 753 nt
Organism: Eruca vesicaria subsp. sativa (arugula)
Lineage: Eukaryota; Viridiplantae; Streptophyta; Magnoliopsida; Brassicales; Brassicaceae
Source: the annotation of a GenBank genome assembly